AUGGGGCGGCAAGCUUAUAUGAACCGGCUCGCUCUGGGCCGAUCACCAUAUGAGCCACCUGAUCUAUCUAGCACGCAUCCGCCGGGGACAUUGCAAGGGCGGGCAUCUGCUGUCAACGCAGAUGGGUAUAUACAACAGUAUGAUGAACGAGGCCAUCCCAUCAACCCCGCUUCGAAAUCCUUUGGUCGGGAGCUCCGACGGGCAAAGAACGACGUCCUGUCUACGAUGGGCAUCGUAGUCAGCGGCGAGGACGGCAAACUAGGAAUCUCCAAGGAGCGACAGAAAGUUAACCUUCUCACUGCUGAAAAUGACUAUGGCCUGGUCAUGGCCACAUUUGAUCAGGCUUUAAACUUCUUGGGCUCAUGGUGGACCCUAUCCUUGGGCGGUCGCAUCCAGGUCAGCUCAACCCUGGUAGUAAUCUCGGACAGUAGGCUAAUUUUGAACCAGACUUUCAAAAGCUAUACCCAUGUACCGUUGAACCAGUUCCUGUACUUGUCGGACAACGACACUUACAAUCGCCUUGUACGGCGCACCUUUCGGGUUCUCAACACUGCAACACGAGCUAUGCUAUUUCUUUUGUUUGAACAGACCUACAUGUUUUCUAUCCUUCAGGCCCUUCACUUGAUCUCUCCUUCUUCCGUCCCUGGACUGCGGUUCUUCCUCCCAUUUAGUGAAUCGUCUCUCAUUCAGCUCCCUUCGCUUCCUCUAGACUUUUCUCCUCGUUCACUGGGUGAAUUCGUUUUGAACCUUGCGAUGGCUCCAUUUUCCUUGGUUUAUCUGUAUGUCUGCCUUAGGCCGAUAAUCGAAGCCCGAAUUUACCGUAUUUUUCGAAGACGGCUACCAAAACCGGAUCGACCUGAUGAGCUUUCAAUUCGGGUGGCCGCCGAGAAUGAUCUAAUCGAGUGGACUGUACCAACGCUGGGGCGACGGUCGGAAGAAGAGGUUCGCCGCAGCAAUUUCACUAUGCUUGAGGAAAUCAGAUACGAGCUCCUGACGUUGAGAAAUUGGGUGUUCUCUUGGUUUGGUUGGAAGAAGGCGACACCUUUGAAUGGCGAAACGAUCAAUCCUUCUCGUGAGGAGAGAAUCGAAUCUCUUCGUCGCCGUAUUGAGCAGCUGCAACAUGAGUUGGGUAAUACAACAUCCCGUAUAUCCCCCUCACAUACGAGACAACAACGGUCAUUGUCCUUGGGCGCUCGAGGUGAACAGCUUCUCGACACCAGGGAUCAAGAGCUGCGCUCGCGCUCUCCUGGUCGGACUGUAUCUACACCAACGCCGGAACCAGAAUCCCUCUUCAACAUGGACCAGGUUCUGUCUAAUGAACGUUUGACCCAUUCACCUGCCGAGAUCAGUCCCAAUACAUUGGAUGGAGUACCUCCACCAGGGCGAACAGGAAUCGAUGGGAACUCGGAGGUGAUCACCAUGCAGCUCGAACUUCUGACAACUCACAAUCCCAAUCGGGACCGAAACAUGGGUGCUGCUAGUGACAACGGUCGCCCAGGCCAAAAUGACCGACUUUCUUCGUUCAAUCGAUCGGCUUCUGAGCUCCUAGAUGCGAUUCUGUCUAAUGCGGGUCAAAGCGUUCCUGGUGCUACCCGCUCAGAGAGUGCAGCUAACAAUGACGGUCUCUCAGGCCAGGCUGCGGGAGCUUCAACCGCUGCUUCAGGCAUGACGGAACCUGCAAAUCUGGAUAUGGCUGAGCAACAGGCACCGGGGGAUGUGAGCAAUGAUAAUACCGUGGUUCCUGUAGUUCCGGAAAAUGCAACGGUCCUUCCUGAUGGAGUAGAGGAGCCGACCCAGAGCCCAGAUAACAACAAUCCGGGUUCAGAUUCCGAAUCUGAAUUUUCUGCGGACGCAGAUUCUCGCCCAUUGACGUCGCGUGCGCAAAGUCGACGACGCCAAAGCACAGUGCCUACACGCCCUACUCACCGAGUCACAAUCCUCUCCUCGCAUCUGGUCGACUCUCUUGCCUCUCACCUUGCAUCACUCGUCACCAGUGUACUUUUCAUCCCCCUUGAGUCGCUCUAUCUCCGUUCCCUCGCCGUUUCUUACCUGUCGUCGCCCGCGUCUGCAAGCAUCGCCAAUCGUGCAUCGUUGCUAUCAGACAUUCGAAGUCCCGGCGCUUGGGCUGGUGGUGGAGGAAGGCAGGAUGUCCUGGCAUAUAUGGGAAAACUAGCUCUUGUGACAGGGAUGCAAGCCGCUGUGAGCAUGGGUAUUUUGCGAGUGGGAGCGGUGGCUGCUAUUGGUUUGGGGAAGAGGGUAUUUGGAUGGGGUAACUUGUAG
Messenger RNA from Rasamsonia emersonii CBS 393.64, 2280 nucleotides. RefSeq lists its product as uncharacterized. NCBI's taxonomy places the organism in Eukaryota, Fungi, Ascomycota, Eurotiomycetes, Eurotiales, Trichocomaceae. Bases 1 to 2280 code for a protein of 759 amino acids. The transcript is spliced from 5 exons. The record is from RefSeq and is a predicted model, not a curated record.